CUUUUUCCUCCAUCCUUUUGUUCCCAACUUCGCUCAUUCUAUUUUCUAGUCUAUUUUCUUUCUUCUCGUUCCUCAUUUGAGUCUUAAAGGAGCUCUGGUUGUUCUGAAUCUGAAACAAGGAAGGGAGAAGUAAUGGCUGAUCAUAGAACCUUGACCCGAAUCCACAGCAUCCGCGAGCGGCUUGCAGAUACACUAUCAUCUCACACUAAUGAGUUGCUGGCUCUCUUCUCAAGGUUUGUUAAGCAAGGAAAGGGAAUGUUGUUACCUCAUCAAAUUCUGGCAGAGUAUGAAUCUGUAAUCCCUGAAGCGGAUCGAGAAAAGCUUAAAGGUGGUGUCUUUGAAGACGUUGUCAAAGCUGCUCAGGAGGCCAUUGUCACACCUCCAUGGGUUGCUCUUGCGAUCCGGCCGAGGCCUGGAGUGUGGGAAUAUGUCAGGAUUAAUGUGAGUGAGUUAGCAGUUGAGGAAAUGAGCGUGCCUCAGUACUUGCAAUUCAAGGAAGACCUUGUGAAUGGAAGAUCUGAAAGCAAUUUUGUGCUUGAGUUGGACUUUGAGCCUUUCAAUGCUUCAUUUCCUCGCCCCUCGCUCUCCAAAUCCAUUGGUAAUGGCGUGCAGUUUCUCAACCGGCAUCUUUCUUCGAAAUUGUUCCAUGACAAGGAGAGCAUGUACCCACUGCUAAAUUUCCUCAAGGCACAUAACUACAAUGGAAUGAGCAUAAUGUUGAAUGACAGAAUUCAAAGUUUAACUGCUCUCCGAUCUGCGCUGCGCAAGGCUGAGCAAUAUCUAAUGAGUAUACCACAAGAAACUCCAUAUUCUAAAUUCAACCAUAGAUUCCAAGAGCUUGGUUUGGAGAAAGGCUGGGGAGAUACAGCCGGGUGUGUACAGGAGACAAUUCAUCUUCUCCUUGAUCUUCUUGAGGCACCUGAUCCAAACACCCUGGAAAACUUCCUUGGUGCUGUUCCAAUGGUGUUCAAUGUUGUCAUCCUAUCCCCCCAUGGCUACUUUGCUCAAGACAAUGUUUUGGGUUAUCCUGACACUGGCGGCCAGGUUGUCUAUAUCUUGGAUCAAGUUCGUGCGCUGGAGAAUGAAAUGCUUCUGAGAAUAAAGAAACAGGGACUUAAUAUCACUCCCCAUAUACUCAUUGUGACUAGAUUGCUUCCAGAUGCAGUUGGGACUACUUGCGGUCAGCGUCUCGAGAAGGUUAUCGGCACGGAGCACACCAACAUUCUUCGGGUUCCAUUCAGGACUGAGAAAGGAAUCAUUAGAAAGUGGAUCUCGCGAUUCGAAGUGUGGCCCUAUCUAGAAACUUAUGCUGAUGAUGUUGCAAAGGAGUUGGCUAUGGAGCUGCAAGCUACUCCAGAUCUCAUCAUUGGAAAUUACAGUGAUGGUAAUCUAGUAGCAUCCUUGCUGGCACAGAAACUAGGAAUUACUCAGUGCACGAUUGCCCAUGCCCUGGAGAAGACAAAGUAUCCUAAUUCUGAUAUAUACUGGAAGAAAUCCGAUGAACAAUACCAUUUCUCUUGCCAAUUUACUGCUGAUCUUAUUGCCAUGAACCAUGCUGAUUUCAUCAUCACAAGCACUUUCCAAGAAAUUGCUUGGAAGGAUACGGUGGGGCAAUACGAGUCUCAUACCGCCUUCACAAUGCCUGGACUCUACCGCGUCGUUCACGGAAUUGAUGUCUUUGAUCCAAAGUUCAAUAUUGUCUCUCCUGGAGCCGAUAUGUCAAUCUACUUUUCUUAUUCUGACAAGAACAAAAGGCUAACAGCCCUUCACCCCGAAAUAGAGGAGCUGCUCUUCAGUGAUGUUGAGAACUUAGAGCAUAAGUGUGUACUGAAUGACAAGAGCAAGCCCAUAAUAUUCUCUAUGGCAAGACUGGACCGGGUAAAGAAUAUAACUGGCCUGGUUGAGUUCUAUGGUAAAAAUCCUCGUCUAAGGGAGCUCGUUAACCUUGUCGUGGUUGCUGGAGACCAUGCCAAGGCAUCCAAGGACUUAGAAGAGCAAGCUGAAAUGAACAAAAUGUACAGCCUCAUUGAGCAGUAUAAUCUUGAUGGGCACAUAAGGUGGAUUUCUGCUCAGAUGAAUCGUGUCCGGAACGGCGAGCUGUAUCGCUACAUUGCAGACAAAAAGGGAGUCUUUGUCCAGCCUGCCUUCUAUGAAGCUUUUGGGCUCACAGUAGUGGAGUCAAUGACCUGCGGGCUUCCGACCUUUGCAACAGUUCAUGGAGGUCCUGCAGAGAUCAUCGUCCAUGGAGUUUCAGGUUUCCACAUUGACCCCUACCAGGGUGAUAAGGCUGCAGAGCUGCUGGUAAAUUUCUUUGAGAAAUGUGAGGAGGACCCAACAUACUGGGAGAAGAUCUCCAGGGGAGCCAUGAAGCGCAUUGAAGAAAAAUACACCUGGAAACUGUAUUCUGAGAGAUUGAUGACCUUGGCUGGUGUCUAUGGUUUCUGGAAGUAUGUUUCUAACUUAGACAGGAGAGAGACAAAGAGAUAUCUUGAGAUGUUCUAUGCCCUCAAAUAUCGUCAAUUGGCAGAAUCUGUUCCUUUGCAUCAAGAUGAGGAGAUUGUUCCCAACAGCACUGACUGAAAUACUCUGGCCAAAUUCAAGUUUUUUUUCCGUUUAUUUCAAACGUAAUAAAAAGCUAGAGACUUCUUAUUUGAAAAUUUACUGCUUUUGUAUAAGGCUCAAAUGCCAAAAUAUUUGCAAUGCAAUUCAAUUUUUUGUUU
Messenger RNA from Phalaenopsis equestris, 2720 nucleotides. RefSeq names its product sucrose synthase 2-like. Gene Ontology annotation, molecular function: sucrose synthase activity. NCBI's taxonomy places the organism in Eukaryota, Viridiplantae, Streptophyta, Magnoliopsida, Asparagales, Orchidaceae. The transcript has 16 exons. The record is from RefSeq and is a predicted model, not a curated record. Bases 133 to 2580 code for a protein of 815 amino acids. Gene Ontology annotation, biological process: sucrose metabolic process.